AUAGUGCUAACCUGCUUUAUUAGUGAUUAACUAGGGACACAUUCUCUAGUACAUUAACAUAUUGUCACAUAGUGACUUGCAUGUCCUUGUUUUUACACUGUUGUAUUGUGUUCUAAAAUUUUCUUUUGUGUAAUCUCGGCUACAUUGAAUAGAGGGCUUGCCCUCGAUUGUACCUCCGAAAACUAAAUAAAGGUUGUUGAUAUGAGGGGAGUUAACCAAGGAAAACGUUCAACUGAUCGUGCAAACAAGCAGUUGUUUCAAACACCCAUACGAAAGAUUUAAGUCAAAGGUUUCCUUACCUCACCAUUUUGUGCAGAUACAGUAAUUUGGUCAAAUUACUAAACAAUGUUAAAAAAGAAAGUGGUGUUUGCAGUGUGUGUGUGAGCAAACUAGGGUUUAUAUAUAAAUGAAUACAUGCAACAUCGUACUUGUCCGAUGUUAUUGAAACCAUCAGCCGGAACCUUAAUGUGUCCAUGUCGCACUCCGCACCGUACAAUUUAACACGUUACACUUGUCACUUCCGGCGCUUGUUUGGCUGGUUGUUUGAAAUGAGAACGUUGGCCGUAUAAAGCAUAAUUUUAAUGCUUUAAUGGCAGGUUUAUUAAAUGUGGAUACACGCUGUGAAACAAGACGAGUCCUAUAGAGUGUACUACUGGAUCAACUUCACUCUUUCUACCGUACUAUGUUCAAAAAGAUGACUGAAUUUGGUCCAGAUUCCGGGGGGCGAGUUAAGGGAAUAACCAUUGUGAAGCCCAUUGUGUUUGGGAACGUUGCCCGUUACUUCGGGAAAAAGAGAGAGGAGGAUGGACACACACAUCAGUGGUCUGUCUAUGUGAAGCCUUACAGAAAUGAGGAUAUGUCUGCUUAUGUGAAAAAGAUCCAGUUUAAGCUACAUGAGAGCUAUGGUAACCCACUGAGAGUGGUGACUAAGCCUCCAUAUGAGAUUACAGAGACGGGCUGGGGGGAGUUUGAAAUCAUCAUCAAGAUCUUCUUCAUUGACCCCAAUGAGAGACCUGUGACUUUGUACCAUCUGUUGAAGCUGUUCCAGUCAGACUCCAGUGCCAUGCCUAAGAAGACAGUUGUCUCUGAAUUCUAUGAUGAAAUGAUCUUCCAGGAUCCUACAGCCAUGAUGCAGCAGCUACUGACCACGUCGAGACAACUCACCCUUGGAGCAUACAAGCAUGAGACAGAAUUCGGUGAGCUGGAGCAGAGGACCAAGGAAAAAAUGGAAGCAGCAAAGAAGAGAACCAGCCAGGAAAUCACAGAGCUGAAAGAUAAACUAAAAGCCAGCCGAGAAAACAUCAACCACCUGAAGGCAGAAAUCAGGAAACUGGAGGAGGAUGGAGACCACAAGGACCACUGAGAAAUGGGCAAACACAGACAUAAGUGAUUAAAAAACAAAAAAACAGGCAUUGUUGUGACAUAUUUUGAUUACACUUUUUUGUUAUUUGUUUUGUUUUUGUGUGUGUGUGUGUGUGUGUGUGUGUUUUUACAUGAUCUCUUAACAUCAUAUAUCUCAGAGAAGAC
Sander lucioperca (pikeperch) is the source of this 1527-nucleotide messenger RNA. It is a transcript of the gene yeats4, whose product is annotated as YEATS domain containing 4. The transcript is spliced from 7 exons. Bases 683 to 1363 code for a protein of 226 amino acids. Gene Ontology annotation, biological process: regulation of DNA-templated transcription. Lineage: Eukaryota; Metazoa; Chordata; Actinopteri; Perciformes; Percidae. The record is from RefSeq and is a predicted model, not a curated record.